AUGAUGGCGGCGCCCUACUACGGAGGCCCUGCGCCGGGGGCGGCGGCGGUGCCGGCGCCGGCCCCUGUGGCGGUGGUGUCCCCGCAGUUCUGCGCGCCGUACGUGGUGCCCCUGACGGUGACCAAGAAGGCCAUCAGCCUCUCCGACGGCGACUUCACCGUCACCGACGCCAACGGCGCCGUCGUGCUGCGGGUCAAGGGCGCCAUCUUCAGCGUCCGCCACCGCCGCGUCCUCCUCGACGCCGCCGGCCAGCCCAUCCUCUCCAUGCAGGAGAAGGUAUUCAGCAUGCACAACAGGUGGGAGGUCUUCAGAGGGGAUAGCUCGAACGCAAGUGAUUUGCUCUUCACCGCGAAGAAAUCUUCAAUCAUCCAACUGAAGACAGAGAUGGAUAUCUUCCUGGCUUCCAACACCGCGCAGCAGGUGUGCGAUUUCAAGAUCAAGGGCAGCUACUUCGACAGGUCGUGCGCCUUCUAUCUUGGCGACUCCUACAACAUGAUUGCUCAGAUGAACCGUCAGUUUACUGUCUCGAAUGUACUGCUUGGAAAGGACACGUUCGGUGUUACCGUGUUCCCACAUGUUGACUUCGUGUUCAUCGCAGCUCUCGUUGUGAUACUGGAUGAGAUUCAUAGGGAACGAUCCGACUGA
Messenger RNA from Miscanthus lutarioriparius, 645 nucleotides. NCBI's taxonomy places the organism in Eukaryota, Viridiplantae, Streptophyta, Magnoliopsida, Poales, Poaceae. The record is from the annotation of a GenBank genome assembly.